AUGCCCGUGUUGGAGGUAGAUGGAGCGGUCAUCCCUCAGAGUGUCGCAAUUCUCCGCUACGUGGGGAAGAUGGGGAACUUGUACCCCAACGACCCCAUCCAAGCCGCUUUCGCCGACAGUGCAGUUGACGCUGUGAGCGACAUCCAUGGCUACAUGCGAGGUAUCAUUUUCGAGAAGGACGCGGACGCGAAGGCGCAACUGCGCAAAGACCUGGUCGAGACCCUUCUCCCACCGUGGCUGACCAAUUCGGAGAAGGCGUUGAAGCUAGCUGGCGGCAAGUACUUCGCGGGCGACAAGCUCUCCAUCGGCGACAUCGCGGUUGUCGCACGGCUGAACUGGCUCACAGACGGUACCUUCGAGGGCGUCCCCUCGACCCUCUUGGAAGAGUUCCCCCUCCUGUCCUCUCUCGUGCAGAGGAUUAUGGCCGAGCCGAGGAUCGUGGCGUACAUGGAGGGGCGACCCAAGAAGUAGAUGAUAGAGAUUGCUCAGUGGUAGUUGCCUUGCACGCGUGUUCAGCUAGCAUGCUACUGCGGAAAAUUCUGUACUGUAGGUUCGCAGGAAUUGCUAUCGGUAGGCGGAAGUUUUUGUAGACAACCGGCAGGAAGGUUUCCAAAGGCAUAGCAAUUGGGUGAUCGACGUGGUAAUGUCUCCUGUGGUUGUCAUGUGUUUCCCCUUCUCUUGAAUUAUUUCAGUGAGGAACAAACGCAUUAUGUGUCGUUCAAGGGCUUUAAUGGUACAACAAUACAACGGCAUCUGCAGUGUUCAUGUCUUUCUCUCUGUUGAACUCUUCUUCGCGAGUGAGGAACAAACACAAUCUGUGUCAUUCGACUUGCACUCUUUUGAGCCCUACCUUCAAUCAAGUGUCAUGGUGGUGGACAGGGUGCUUCCUUUGCAGUUGGCGACCCCCGU
Molecule: messenger RNA, 909 nt
Organism: Ectocarpus sp. CCAP 1310/34
Lineage: Eukaryota; Phaeophyceae; Ectocarpales; Ectocarpaceae
Source: the annotation of a GenBank genome assembly